UUCAACCUAAAUAUUGGUCCAAACAUGUAUUUUCAGUACCAAAGACCGAAACUCCCGCAAUUCUCAUGCGAAAAACAAGUACGUAAAAUUCAUUUUCAGAAAAGCUCCAAAACUCCGAUGGCAUCUCUGGCCUUUACUGAUUUAUUUAUUCAAAAAAACAAAUAAUGAUUCAAAUUAAUAAAUAAUUUAGUGAACCGACUCCAAUUUUUCACUCUCAAAACUUCAUAAUCAUGUUUUUGUAAUCACUUUAGCAUCAUAAUUACGAAAAAAUGACUCUUAAACUAUUUUUUCUCACUCUCUUCCUCCUAUUGGUCUUCUCCAGCGCCGUUUACGGUCGCCGUUUCAUCAGUGACGACUCCGGUGGAGUAAUUUUCGAUGGAGUUCACAGUGAGAUCGGUCGGGAUUUGGAAAUUCUCCGGCUGGAUCGGAAUUUCGCCGGACGUGAAGAGGAGAGUUGUGAACAGAGUUAUGGAUUUCUGCCUUGUACUAAAACUGCUCUUGGAAAUGCUUUUCUCAUUUUGGUUUAUGGUUACCUUAUGUUCCUUGGUGCUACGUAUCUCUCUUCUGGUAGUGAACUGUUGCUUGAGAUUUUAGGGCCUGGUAUUAUUGGUGGACUUUUUCUUCCUGUGCUUGGUGCUCUUCCAGAUGCUAUGCUUAUUCUCGUAUCGGGGAUAUCUGGAAGUACUGCAGCUGCUCAGAGCCAGGUCUCUGUAGGAAUGGGAUUGCUAGCUGGGUCAACUGUGAUGCUUAUAACUGUUAUUUGGGGAACCUGUUGCAUUGUUGGCAAGUGCGACAUACAAAAUUCUGUUGCUGUAGACAUGAAAGACACUAAUGGAUUCAGCUUGACGGGUUCUGGUGUUAGUACUGACAUCUGGACAAGCCAUGCUGCAACGAUAAUGGCAGCAUCUGUAACACCAUUUCUUGUUGUCCAACUGCCACAGCUCCUCCAUUCAACUUCAGGAAGACAUUUAUCUGUCUUGAUUGGUCUUAUCAUUUCACUUACACUGCUUGUUUCUUAUUGCAUCUAUCAGGUCUUUCAGCCUUGGAUACAGAGUAGACGUCUUGCUUAUGUAAAACAUAAACAUGUUAUAUCAGGAGUUUUGAGACAGUUAAGAAUGCGUGCAUUGGGGAGGCUUUGCACAGACCAGGGAGCACCAAAUAUAGAAGUUUUAGAAAAGCUAUUCAACGCAAUUGAUGAAAAUGAGGAUGGGCAUCUUUCCCGUACUGAAUUAAAAGCUCUGGUAGUAGGAAUCCGUUUGGAGGAGAUAAACUUACAUGAGAAUGAUGCUGUAGAAAAACUGAUGAAGGACUUCGAUACUUCACAUGAUCAUCAAGUUGAAAUGUCCGAGUUCAUUGCUGGAGUUACAAAAUGGCUUACUGAGGCCAGGGGUUCCGAGGCUCCUUCUCCUGAAGCUGGUCCUGAUACAAUGAAGUACCUCGAUGACUUGCAUGAGCAAACAAGGAGAGAACACCAUUUCUUAGGGGAUCAAAGUGACGAAAGUGUUGAGACUGUUGAGAAUCCUAGAUCAACUGCAAUUAAGGCUGUUCUACUGCUGUUGCUGGGUACUGUCAUUGCUGCCGUCUUUGCUGAUCCUCUGGUUGAUGCUGUCAAUAAUUUCUCUAGUGCCACAAGCAUUCCUUCUUUCUUCAUCUCAUUCAUUGCUCUGCCACUGGCGACCAACUCCAGUGAGGCGGUGUCAGCUAUUAUCUUUGCUAGCCGGAAAAAGUUGAGAUCUGCGUCAUUAACAUUUUCUGAGUUGUAUGGAGCAGUGACAAUGAACAAUCUCCUUUGUCUAUCAGUCUUCCUGGCUCUCGUCUAUAUCAGAGGAUUGACAUGGGACUUCUCGUCUGAAGUCUUGGUUAUUCUAAUUGUCUGUGUUGUCGUGGGGGUCUUUGCAAGCGUCCGUAGCACCUUUCCUCUUUGGACUUCCUUGCUAGCUUUUCUACUUUACCCCUUCUCUCUCGUACUUGUAUAUGUUCUUGACUACAAAUUUGGUUGGUCUUAGUCUUGGACGACUCUUUUUGUUGAACUUGUAUGCAUCUUUUGAGCUACGGCACGCUUUAGUCGCUCUUGGAUGUUCUAGUAGAACUUCAAUAACUUGAAAAACUGAAGUCAUUUGUUUACUUACAAUUUCCCACUGCUGUUUAUUGGUUACAGGUUUUGAGUGCUC
Solanum pennellii is the source of this 2171-nucleotide messenger RNA. RefSeq names its product sodium/calcium exchanger NCL. The record is from RefSeq and is a predicted model, not a curated record. The coding region runs from base 270 to 2006 and encodes 578 amino acids. The transcript has 7 exons. Gene Ontology annotation, molecular function: calcium:proton antiporter activity; calcium ion binding. Gene Ontology annotation, biological process: intracellular calcium ion homeostasis; calcium ion transmembrane transport. NCBI's taxonomy places the organism in Eukaryota, Viridiplantae, Streptophyta, Magnoliopsida, Solanales, Solanaceae. Gene Ontology annotation, cellular component: membrane.